This is a messenger RNA of Spinacia oleracea (spinach), 1600 nucleotides long. RefSeq names its product UDP-N-acetylglucosamine transporter UGNT1. The transcript has 9 exons. The record is from RefSeq and is a predicted model, not a curated record. Bases 193 to 1242 code for a protein of 349 amino acids. NCBI's taxonomy places the organism in Eukaryota, Viridiplantae, Streptophyta, Magnoliopsida, Caryophyllales, Amaranthaceae.
AAAUUCCUGAGUUUAGAAGAAAAAAACAACCUUUCAAUUCCCCUCUCUUCUUGAGUUCUUUCCCACUAUUUGUAAAAGUUCUCACCUUUUGCAGUUCAAAUAGUACCCUACUACACUAAAUUGCUCUCCACAAAAACACCCGAAAAACAAAGAGAAAUAGAUUGAGAAAGGCAAAUUUUAUAAAUAAAAAACAUGGUUUCAUCACCCAAAACGAAUCAAAAACUACCCAUUAUUUGUGAAGUUUAUCAAAAGGUUGACGAAGAUGGUAACUCUAAAUUCAAGGCUAUGUCAAGAAAAGGGAUUUAUGCUGCCAUUUCUUACAUGUUUUGCGCCGUACUGUUGAUUAUGUUUAACAAAGCAGCUCUAUCUUCUUACAAGUUCCCAUACGUAAACGUCAUCACACUUCUUCAGUUGAUAUGUUCGUGCAUCUUUCUCUACAUAAUGAGACAAUGGAAUAUAAUAUCGUUCACAAAGGAUGUAUCCCUGAGAACAGUUGACAACCCAAUCAUUCUUGUACCCUUCAACACACUAGUUCAGACCCUUCCUCUCGCGCUAUCAUAUUUACUAUUCAUGCUGGUUUCGAUGGAAUCUGUUCGUGGCAUAAGUGUUCCCAUGUACACAACUCUGAGGCGUACAACUGUGGCUUUUACUAUGGUGGUCGAGUACCUGGUGUCACGUCAAAAACAUUCUCUUCUUGUUGUUGGCAGUGUGGGUAUCAUCAUACUUGGUGCAUUUGUAGCGGGAGCAAGAGAUCUGUCAUUCGACUUCUACAGCUAUGGAGUUGUCCUCUUAUCAAAUCUUUGUACUGCAAUCUACCUCACCUCUAUAGCUCGUCUUGGAAAAUCUAGUGGAUUAAAUAGCUUCGGUCUAAUGUGGUGCAACGGGAUCAUAUGUGGACCGAUUCUUCUGCUGUCGACAUUCCUUCAAGGCGACCUUCAGAAGUUGAUUAGCUUUCCUCACUUAUCAUCCCCCGGUUUUCAGAUUAAUGGGAUUCUUUUUCAGGCCGUCAUGCUUCUUUCCUGUGUCAUGGCAUUCUUUUUGAAUUACACUGUGUUUUGGAAUACAGCCCUUAACUCUGCACUCACGCAGACUAUUUGUGGCAACUUGAAGGACGUUUUUACUAUUGGACUUGGCUGGCUUCUGUUUGGUGGCCUUCCAUUCGACUUGUUCAACAUUCUAGGUCAAGGCAUCGGCUUCCUUGGUUCUUGUUUCUAUGCCUAUUGCAAACUCAAAGGGAAGUGAGGCUUUUAAGAUAGUACGAGUAGUUCUUAGUAGUCGAUAGUUACCGAUAUCGGUAAAAUUUUGAGGAGUGGUAUCCAAGAUCUGGGAUCGAAUGUCGUCUACACCAUUUGUUGGCUUGCCCUUCGAGGCUUUCUCUACACCAAAAAAACCUAUGUUACUUGGAUUUUGCUUGUGUCCAGAGGUCAUGUUCGGAUAUUUUUAAUGAAAAUUUUCCAUAGUUUUAGUUCAAAAUAUGAUAACAACUCUUAUCCAUGUUUCGAUAAUUAUGAGUAUGUGAGGUGAAAUGAAGAGUUCGAGUAAUAUACAUAUCAAAAUAAAUAAAUAAAUUUUGUGGACCUACCCAUUUAACAAUAUCAUA